CGGACAUGCUCGGAAAAGUCUCGUCAACUGCCGGUGCACGGCUACGUACGGCCCGGCGACCGAAAUCUUGAUCUCGGCUGUUAUCAAACUUAUCGCCAAUCGCCCAACCAAUUUGAGCUUAAAGUGAAUGGAGACGACCAAGGAAAAAGAAAGGAAGAAAAAAAAGGGCUGCUCAACAAAUUACGUCGUCAUCCCCAAAAUUUCUUAUCCUUCGGCAUCUCUCCGUCCGAAUUUCCAGCGAAGCUCUAAUACAUACCGUACUUAGGCUGUUUUCUUACAGUGACAGUAACACCGAGUGCGCCCCCAACGUGUAGCCAAGGAUUGGAUCUACUGCAGGUGCUUGCUGCAGUCUUGCCCGUUUUUAUCCUUGUCCGUUGAACCGUCGCUGUCGCUUGUGUCACUGUCACAUCCGUCCAUUAUCGCACCAUAUCCAUACUGCAGCUGCAACCGCGCUGUGGAUGCCUCUAAUGUUUUCCUCUCGGCUCCCUUCCUUUUCUCUCCGCUCCUCCUCUUCCUCCUUCACAUCUUUAUCCUUAUCAUCUCAACGUCUUGCCUCUCGCUCCAUACUCACCAGCUUCCAAACACGCUUCUCUUCUUCCUCCUCCACACAAGACCCAAAACCCGCUCCAAAACCAGAGUGGCGCACAAUGGCCGAACAAGACAUCACAAAGUAUCUCCAGCAAAGCCACGACCGGCUCUUCCACAACAACCGCGCCUGGGCCGAGAACAAGGCCAAGGUCAACCCCGACUUCUUCAAGAACCUCGCCGCCGGCCAAGCACCCGAGUACCUCUGGAUCGGAUGCGCCGACUCUCGCAUCCCCGCCGAGCAGAUCUGCGGCCUUGAGCCGGGCGAGGCAUUUAUCCACCGCAACAUCGCCAACCUCGUGUGCAACACGGACCUCAACGCCAUGGGCGUCAUCAACUACGCCGUCAAGCACCUCGGCGUCAAGCACAUCAUCGUCUGUGGUCACUACGGCUGCGGAGGUGUCAAGGCGGCUAUGACCCCCCAGGACCUCGGCCUGCUGAACCCAUGGCUUCGCAAUAUCCGCGACGUCUACCGCCUUCACGAGAAGGAGCUCGAUGCGAUUGAGGACGAGAGCGCUCGCUACGACCGCUUGGUCGAGCUGAAUGUCGUUGAGCAGUGUCGCAACGUCAUCAAGUCUGCUGAUGUUCAGCAGUCAUGGCACGAGAACAAGUACCCUAUCGUUCACGGAUGGGUGUUUGGUUUCAAGGAUGGCCUUCUCAAGGAUCUUAAGAUUGACUUUGAGUCUGUGUUGGCCGACAUCCAAAAGAUUUACAACCUUGUUGACAAGAAGAAAUAAUGGAAGAGCAUGGCGUUGAUAGAAGAAAUUUAACUUACCUUACUGAUUCAA
This is a messenger RNA of Fusarium odoratissimum NRRL 54006, 1373 nucleotides long. RefSeq names its product carbonic anhydrase. Bases 459 to 1322 code for a protein of 287 amino acids. The transcript has a single exon. Gene Ontology annotation, biological process: cellular response to carbon dioxide; carbon utilization; cellular response to oxidative stress. Lineage: Eukaryota; Fungi; Ascomycota; Sordariomycetes; Hypocreales; Nectriaceae. Gene Ontology annotation, molecular function: carbonate dehydratase activity; zinc ion binding. The record is from RefSeq and is a predicted model, not a curated record. Gene Ontology annotation, cellular component: cytoplasm.